CUCGUGUGUCUUGAACGAGAAGUGCUUUCAGUGAGCCAAUGUGUAAAUGGUUCAUUACAUUCUCAACAGUACUAAUGACAGCUUCUGAUAGUGUUGUUUCCGGAAGUGUCUCUCUGGCAAGUACACAUACUUAUGAAUUGACCAAUAUGAAGGCCCCUGACAUGGAACCACAAAUAUUCUUGGGGAGUAAAUAUUUAUGUCAUAACUCAUCAGUAAAACGAAGAAGUUUUAGAGAUGAGAGUGAAGUAUGCUUCUGGAAUAAUCCAUGUGCAAAUAUUGGUGUUUGUCAGCCAAGACCAGAUAAGCCAGCAGGCUUUAUUUGCAAAUGUUAUGAACAGUUUUACAUUGGUGAGGAGUGUAUUGUGGGUAGACUGCAGGAAAGGAACUACUGUGAUGAAAAUAAUGACUUGUGUCAGAAUGGAGGAAGCUGCAAACCAAUGUGGGGAAGCUAUUUUUGUGAGUGCUCAGAUGAAUAUGAAGGACGUAAAUGUGAAAAUAGGAAGAACGGUGAAACAACCAGGAUGUCCCAACCAGUUUUUCUCUAUGAUAUUGACACAGGGACAACAAAUUCAUGUACUUUCCUACUAUUUUUUAAAAAGAAAAAUGUGGGCCAUAACUUCACAUUCACAUUAUAUCUAAAUGAAAUAAAAAUUUUUGAUGCCCACAAAGAAGACAUGUACCUUGAAGUUCCUUCAAAAUGGAAGGUUUCACUGAAGUCAAAGCAUUUAACUUCAAAGUUUAUUGAUGAUGUGACAUACUGUUAUCACUGGAAAAUGCAGUUCUUUUUUGUGCAUCAGUCAGUGAAUGCUGGAAUAAAAUUAUACAAUAAUGGAAAAGUACAGUUUGAAGAUAACUACUUCAUUAACAUUACACGAGACCCUGGAAAAUGUGUGCCAAAUCUGGAACUGAACGAUUGGUAA
Molecule: messenger RNA, 920 nt
Organism: Schistocerca nitens (vagrant locust)
Lineage: Eukaryota; Metazoa; Arthropoda; Insecta; Orthoptera; Acrididae
Exons: 4
Coding region: 39-920 (293 amino acids)
Biological process (GO): establishment or maintenance of epithelial cell apical/basal polarity; heterophilic cell-cell adhesion
Cellular component (GO): plasma membrane; protein-containing complex
Molecular function (GO): calcium ion binding
Source: RefSeq, a predicted model, not a curated record